AUGAAGGUGAAGUGUAAAGGUGAUGACAUUAAUUUGAGUUUGCGCUGGGUCAUGAAUUCAAAGCAGGUCAUUUUGCUGAGUCUGAUUGGUAUCGUGUGCAUGCCAUUGCUCGUGUCUGUCUUUCGUCGGUUUCUCACAUCGUCAGUGAUUCACGUGCAAGCCGCCAGCAGAGAAGGAAUGUAUUCCAUUGCCUACGUGACGGUCCCGAACGAAGACGUCGGGAAGAAGAUCGCUCAUGGCCUGGUGAAAGGGAAGCUUGCGGCUUGCGUCAAUCUCAUCCCCAAGAUCACUUCUAUCUAUGAAUGGCAAGGAAAGAUGGAAGAAGACUCUGAGAUCCUCCUCAUGAUUAAGACCAGGACUUCUCGCCUGGAUGAACUGACUUCGUUCGUGAAGGCCAAUCAUCCCUACGAGGUGUGUGAGGUUAUCACCACCCCGAUUGCCUCUGGGAAUCCUCAGUAUCUGGAAUGGAUCGGGCAAAUCGUCCCCGACCCUUCCUAA
This is a messenger RNA of Darwinula stevensoni, 498 nucleotides long. Lineage: Eukaryota; Metazoa; Arthropoda; Ostracoda; Podocopida; Darwinulidae. The record is from the annotation of a GenBank genome assembly.